Messenger RNA from Scomber japonicus (chub mackerel), 4277 nucleotides. RefSeq names its product pleckstrin homology domain containing, family G (with RhoGef domain) member 6 (gene plekhg6). Gene Ontology annotation, molecular function: guanyl-nucleotide exchange factor activity. Gene Ontology annotation, cellular component: axon; endocytic vesicle; plasma membrane. The transcript is spliced from 15 exons. Lineage: Eukaryota; Metazoa; Chordata; Actinopteri; Scombriformes; Scombridae. Gene Ontology annotation, biological process: Rho protein signal transduction; endothelial cell migration. Bases 502 to 3774 code for a protein of 1090 amino acids. The record is from RefSeq and is a predicted model, not a curated record.
UUUUGACCUGCAUGUUUUGGCCUUAAUCACUUCCCUAUAACUCACUUUUUCCUACCUGCUCUUUUCCUUCCUACAACAUGAUCGAACAUAUUCUCACAGUCGAUUGUUUAUCCAUGGCACACUCUUUCUGUUAUGUAAUGGACAAAAACAACUGCUGCUUUGCUGUGUCAAGACGUGAGAAUCCUUCGCCCCAUGAAAAUGAUUUCCUCCAGUUUGCACAAGCUGAUCAAUAACCAUGAUUGACAUGAAACAACAAUAGCUCAUCCUGGAAUAAAAUCAGUCACCGCCUCCGCUCCUUUAAGCACUUAAGUACUAACUGUAACACAUUAACCAGGACUAAGCACUGAUUUGUUGGCUGCAGAAUCCAGUUGUUCUCGUUGGGCCAGUUGCAGAGGGCAGAGGCACAGGUGAAAGGAAGAGGGAGGGACUGAACCAAUGUAGGCAGAGAGAGGGAGAGGAGGAGAAAGCUAACAGAAACCAAAGAUGACUGUGUGAAACAAAAUGGAUUCAACCAAGCUCAGCCUUUCCUCAAAAGCACCACAUGUCAACAACGGUGGGGGAAAUGAAUCACCAAUGGAAGAAACAUCAGUGCAGCGUCGAGACAGUGUGGAUGGGGAAAACAGGGUGCCAGAUGUCGUUGACGUGACAGCAACAGCUGCAGCUGCAGAGAUAAAUCUCCACCACAGGGGGUCAGCAGACAAACACAAGUUCAAUACACUUGGAUAUCAGCGGCGGACCAAGCAGAAGGUUGUGACUGACUUUGCAACAGUGACUAAGGGAGCAUCUGCAGGAGCCAAACCCAGAGCUGCACUGAGACAGGUCUUGUUUAGCCAGGGGGCGUCUGACAAGAACCCAGCAUCUGAGGUAUUACAACGUCUCCAGCUCAUCACAGGUCAGUUGGAUGUGCUGAAGCAGGAUUUGGAGGCAUAUGCUGUGCCAGUCAGUCUAAAGUGGAAGUGGAAAGAGGAAAGUCAGGGAACCACACUGGAGAAAAACUGGACAGACAUGGUGCACUCUCAUUCAACAAUGUCUAAGAUUCAGAGACACCAACAGGAGGCGCUGUGGGAGUUUGUCCACACUGAACUCACCUACAUCAACAAGCUAAUUAUCAUCAAAGACCUGGUCAUUGCAGCUCUUGUCAACCUGCACCAGCGUGGAUUUCUCCCUGAGGUGACCCCCGAGCUGCUUUUCUCCAACCUGCCCUCUAUCCUCACUGCACACCAGCUGUUCUGGCAGGAGGUGAUUUAUCCCAUGUUACAGGAGGUCCGGAGCACAGGCAUGCCAUUUGACCCCAUGAGGUUAGAAGCUGGUUGCCUGCAGUUCCAAGAGCGUUUCUCAUCAUAUAAGCAUUACUGUUGGGAAGAGGAAUACAAUCUUGAGUUCACACGUAGGCAGAUGGAGAGCAACCCACAUUUCCUCACGUACAUCCAGUGGGUGGAGACUCAUCCUCAGUGUGAGCGGAUGCGGCUCGGAGACAUGCAGGCCAAACCCCAUCAGAGGAUCACAAAGUACCCCCUGCUGCUCAAGGCUGUGCUCAAGACUACCCAAGACCCUCAUGUACAGCAUGCACUCAGAGGCAUGUUGUCCAGCAUGAACACUUUUUUGGAUAGUAUCAAUGACUACCUGAAGCUAAAGGAUGAGGAGCUUGCUCUCUCCAUUUCUGCACAGAGGGUGGAACGAUAUGAAGUGGAGGGAAUAAAUGAAGAAAUUGACAAGCAUGUCCGAGAGAUCUGCCAGUUUGACCUCACAUGCCCCAUCACAGGAGUUGGUCCUGGAGUUGUGCGAAAGCUGCUGCUGGAGGAGAACUUGAAGAUUCGGGGCAGAAAAGACAGCAAGCUGGAGGUGGUGGCUCUACUUUUCUCAGAUGUGCUUCUGAUGACAAAAGUGCAUAAGAAAGGAGAGCGACUGAAGGUGGUUCGACCCCCUCUUGCCCUGGACAGAACAAAUUGCAUCCCACUGAAAGAUAGCAGUUUGUUUGUUCUCGUGGAGGUAGGUGAGCUUCAGUGUGCAAUGAAUGUCUACAUAUUUACAGCCAGCACCUCAGAAAGCUGCUCCACAUGGGUCUCCACCAUCAACCAGGCAAAGGAAACACUAAGGAAUCUGAGAGAGACAGAGAGAACAAGGCAACUGCACAACUGGAAAAUCCAGCAGCUGGAGGUUAAACCAGUUAUAGAGGCCAAGACAGUUGAUAUGGAGACAAUAUCAGAGUCUAUAACUGAGUCAGGAGAGAGAGAGGCUUUUGUGGAUGAAUUUACAGAUGAACUCAUUAUACCCCAGUCAAUAAAUAGGAUGUUGGCAUCUAAAGAAACUGAGGAACAGUAUCAGUCUGUUGAAGCAGACAAAGUGGCCACUCACACUGGAUUGUCUUUUUGGCAAUCACAACCCGAAAUCAAUCACAGUAAAGUACUGCGUAAGGGCUUUGGUCAGAAACAAACAGUCAGAGGGUAUGAAUGGAUAGAAAUGAGAGCAAGAGAAGAACAAGGUGGAAUCCACAUAGAGAAAGAAGAGAAAAUGGUGGGAAAGGAGUUAUGGGUGACCUCGAACCAGAGGGCUCAAUCUGCCCCUAAUCUGGAUGAUCAUUUCAUUUCUAGUGCUGCUGCAGAUCCAUUUCAACAGAGCACCACUGGACCAUAUGCUUUCUUAAUGGGUGAAUAUCCAGAUAUUGACUAUCCAAUAAACAAACCGAACACUUUACACCUUCCUCGCCCAACAGUAACAUCCAGAGCAAGGCCUGACUUUUUAAGACUACCGGCAGACAGAGCAAUACCAACAAGCAGGGACUCAGACUCCCAGUCCAUUAACCAAGACACCAGGAGAAAUUCCAGCUAUGUCCAGUCUGGAGACACAGAUACAUUUCCAGAGGUUUGGGGCUUCUCCAAAAAUCUGAAGUCACCCAGGUUACGAAGGAGGAGGCCAGUCAGCACCCAUCAGGACCCGUUUACUCAGGUUUCAAGACAGUUGUUGCAGGACUCAGGACAGGUUUCAAACAACAACUUGUCCUCCAACUCUGAUUCUGACUACAACCAAAACAUGAAGAAGAACUCAGAACAGAGGGUGCUGAAGCUGGGGUCUCUGAAGCCAAACCAAGGGAUGUUUUGGAAUGUGCAUGAUGACCCCCAAACCUUAUCUGAACCUGAGCUGCCAGAUCUUAACACCCACAAUAAAAAGCUCAAAUUGAAAACACAGAGGAGUGCCUCUAUCCCAAACAUCAUCAUUCAAGAUGGACAAGGUUUUUAUCUGCCCUCGAGUAACCAGCACACAUUACCCCAAACCGAGGACACCAUCUCUGAACACAAUCCAAAUGGGCACCCUUCACCUCUUGAGGGUCUUUUGGAAAGAGCCAAGGACAGAGUGAGGGACCGAGAGGUAUUAAAAAGAGACCGAAAUGUAAAAAUGGCCAAUUUGAGGUCAAGGUAUCCUCCUUCUUCUCCCUCUUUUUCCACCACACCUUCACCGUCACCGUCACCCAGUGAUGGAGACAGAGACACGGAUUGGGAAGAGGAAGUGGAGCUGUUGAGACACAGAGCGCUCACGGUGAGCAAAGGAUGGAAGGAGCAGCUGGUGGAUGGAGAUGACGAUGACAAGAGGAACAGUGUCGUCUUUACAAAUGGUGUAAAUGUGGACUGGCCUGGCUGGUGCUUUGAUGAUGAUGAAGUCAUGGAUCGUUUACAACCAGGAGGUGAAGGACUUCUGGAGGACAUCAGCCGAUCUUUGCCCUUUUGGGAUAUCCAUGGAUUCUCAGAGCAAGAAGACGGAGAGUGCAGUCAGGUGUGACUAGUUUUGUAACUCCAAACCUAAAAGCUAAUUAACAAUCUGAGAUCACAGACAGUCGCACUAAUGUUUAAUUUGGAGGACUUGGGGGAAAAUUCAGACAAUGAAUGUGAACUGCAGUGAUUAUACAAAUUAGGAUUUUUAAUGAAAAGUUAAAGUUUACAAAAGCAAAACAGCCUUUGCCAACAGAAUAAACAGACACAUCUUUGCACAGACAUUUUGGGAAGAAGUAGACAGCUAGCUUUUAAAACUGCAAAUGUCUUCAAUCUGAAUGUAUAGUCACUGAUCUGUAAUUAUGGAUGAGUUUGUGAAAGUAUGUGUGUAUAUAUUAUUAGUGUUUUGUGUAAAUAUAAUUAUUUUAUAUUUUUAAUUCUCAUGUAAUUUUUUAUGAAAUACUGUAUAUUUUAUUUAUAUAUUAAUCAUUUUUUGUAAUUUAGAAACAAUUCUCCCCUUGCUGCACAGAGGUUUUCAGGUUGUAUAUAAUGUAACCAAUAAAAACACAUUUA